ACACGCGUCCCCCAAAUCGUGCAGACGACACCUAAACACGGCCCCAGGCGGGCGCACUUUGAGAUUUAAACAUGGCAAUUUGAAGUCGAGGUUUGACUCGCCCACAAUAAGUAUGACACUGGUGGUGGGCGGACGUUUAGUUACUAUACGCGCGCGUGCAGCCAUGACAAGGAUCGUCGCCGUGGCGGGAGCGCUCGCGCUGCUGCUGUGGCUGCAGCCCGCUGCCUGCCAUGUGAUCCGCGUGCUGCCCUCUGUGGAGGAUCACGACUGCCACCCCGCGCCACAACCGUCCAUGUUCGGGGGCGUCUACGGGGCCGGCGCCUACAGGGCAGGCGCCUACGGAGCCGGCGCCGGGGGCUACUACAUGCCCGCCAUCAGCUACGUCAUGCCUCUGUUCGCCGCGCCGCCGCCGCCCAUCGCACCCAGCGUCGAGGAGGCCAUCCUGCAGCAGCUCGUCGACGCCGAGAAGGAGAGGUGCCGCGCCCAGGAGCACACGCUGACCACCGAGCACCCUCCGACCACGACGGAGCAGGCGCCCACCGCCGCGCACGCGCCCACCACCGAGCACGCGCCCACCACCGUGCACACGCCGACCACCGAGCACACGCCCACCACCGAACUCCCGCCGACCACCGAGCACCCAGCUACGACCACCGAGCUCCCUCAAGUGCACGUCGAGGUGCACAACCACAGCGUCACAGUGCACGAGCACGGUCACGGCGGAGGUGAGCACGAGGUCGUCGCGCACGAGCCGGAGGUGGUUCACGAGGAGUCGCACGAAGUUACCUACUACGACGAGAACGCCCACGACAUCCCCGAGGACGAGCCCGAGGACGAGCCUGAGGACGACUAUGAAGACGAGAGCGGGGAAGCCGAUCAUCGGAAGACGCACAGCACCACCAAACACCACCACGGUGAGCCCGAGGACUACGACGACUCCGAAGAGGACCACACUUCAACUUCCGGACACCACGACUUCAUCGAGUACUACCGAAUCCCGGCCUCCCACUUCCACGCCAAGACGACCAGGCGCGGAACCUCCAACCCGUACGCGCACUACGUCCGCAAGCACCUCCCGGUGGAGGAGUCGUCGUACUCCUCGAGAAGCAGGAAGACGACCAGGGGGCCCAAGCACAAGGAAACGGAUGUAGAACAGCCACACCGUCAGACUCCGAGCAGAAGAAGGAAGUCGAAAACCACAACGGAAGAGGCGCACUCUGCCCCAAGCCACAAGACGUCGAAGAAGACUACCACGACGUCACCGAGGCGGUCCGCCGAUGACCAUGAUCAGCAUCAGCAAAGCUCAACAAAACGCCGAAAAGUUACCAAAAUUACCAGAACACACACAACACACCAUGAGCCCACCCACACGGAGGAACACACCCACACUGCACAUCCAGAUACAGGG
This is a messenger RNA of Frankliniella occidentalis (western flower thrips), 1408 nucleotides long. RefSeq names its product histidine-rich glycoprotein-like. The record is from RefSeq and is a predicted model, not a curated record. NCBI's taxonomy places the organism in Eukaryota, Metazoa, Arthropoda, Insecta, Thysanoptera, Thripidae.